Porites lobata is the source of this 318-nucleotide messenger RNA. The record is from the annotation of a GenBank genome assembly. NCBI's taxonomy places the organism in Eukaryota, Metazoa, Cnidaria, Anthozoa, Scleractinia, Poritidae.
AUGUACUGCUGUAGUGUCUGGGAUGGUAACAGCCAAACUUUGAACGAUAAACUACAAAAAUUACAAAACCUUGCGGCAGGGACAAUUAUCAAAUCUAGUUAUGAUGCUAGUUCGGGUCUUCUUUUGGACAUGCUUGGAUGUGAUAGGGUUUCGAUUAGCCGAACAAAACAAAAGGAAGCUGUCAUGUUCAAAACGUUUAACAAGCAAAUGCCCCCCUACAUGCAAGAUAUGUUCUCUAUUCAUGACGCUUACUACAAUAUCCGUCGCUCUGAGAACAUCUUAUAUGUACCCAAAGCAAGAACUGACUAUCUUAAGUGA